Molecule: messenger RNA, 809 nt
Organism: Aegilops tauschii subsp. strangulata
Lineage: Eukaryota; Viridiplantae; Streptophyta; Magnoliopsida; Poales; Poaceae
Product: NDR1/HIN1-like protein 6
Biological process (GO): defense response to other organism
Cellular component (GO): plasma membrane
Source: RefSeq, a predicted model, not a curated record
AUGGGGAAGCGCAGCGCCCCCCGCUACCCGGAGGACGAGAACAAAGGCGGCGGCGUGUGCUGCUGCUUGUGCGGCUGCUGCUGCUUCCUCUUAGUCCUCGUUGCAUUAUUUGUCGGCUCGUCGGUCUACCUCGUCUACACCUUGAAGCCCAAGGCGCCGUCCUACUCCGUGAGCAAGAUGGCCGUCUCGAAGUUCGACUUCAGCUCCUCCGACCUCACGCUCUACACUAAGCUCGUCGCCACCGUCCGCGCCGAGAACCCCAACGACAAGAUCGGCAUCAAGUACGCGGACGGCUCCCGCACCGUCGUCUCCUACCGCGGCACGCCGCUGUGCUCCGGCAAACUCCCCACCUUCUUCCAGGGCCACAACAACGUCACCAUGCUGGAGAUCUCCAUGGAGGGGCGCCACGGGUUCGGGUCCGGCCUGCAGGAGGCGCUGGAGGAGAGCGAGAAGGCCGGCAACGUGCCGCUCGACGUGUACGUCACCGUGCCGGUGCAGCUGCUGCUGGAUACCUACGACUUGCCGCAGCUCAAGGUGAACGUGCACGCGGCUCUCGUCGUCGACAGCAUAUCGCCCAAGAAGCCGCCUACCAUCAAGUCGGCCACUUACCAGGGCAACGUAGAGUACUGAUGUGGUACUCAAUUACCGGAGGGCUGGGUUAAUUAACUACUCAAGCAGGAAUUAACCUUUUACUCUUCGACAUAUUCGUUGGUUGAUUGUCCAGUGGAGCUGGGGAGGAAUGUAUACACAUGUUUGUACUGUGAUGUAACCUCUAAUUAACGCUGUAGUCAAAUGGGUUCCAAAUCAUA